CACCGUAGUACAUACACCACACCCACGUGGUUAAUCAAAACAUCAUGGCGGCUGGUUUCAAGACUGCCGAGCCCCUGGAAUACCACAGGAGCUUUCUGAAAGAAAACUGUCGCCCCGAUGGACGGGAACUGACUGAAUUCAGAGCCACUACCCUGAACAUCGGCUCCAUAUCAACAGCAGAUGGCUCAGCUCUGGUGAAGAUUGGAAAUACCACAAUCAUCUGUGGAAUCAAAGCGGAGCUGGCAAACCCAACAGUAGAGGCACCUGGGAAAGGCUACAUCGUGCCCAACGUGGACCUCCCACCUCUGUGUUCCUCUCGGUUUCGGCCUGGCCCUCCAGCCGAACAGGCCCAGGCUGCCAGCCAGUUCAUUGCCGAUGUAAUCGAAAGCUCUGAAGUGAUAAAAACAGAAGACUUGUGCAUCGAGAGAGCAAAGCUCUGCUGGGUGCUCUACUGUGACAUAAUGUGUCUCGACUACGACGGGAACAUCCUGGAUGCUUGUGUCAUUGCCCUGCUGGCUGCUCUUAAAAACACACGACUCCCAAAAGUCACCAUUAACAAAGAGACGUGUGCGCCGGAGGUGAAUCUGGAGAACAGACACGGACUGCACAUUCAUAAACAUCCAGUCGGGGCCUCAUUUUGCGUCUUUGAUGACUCCAUACUGAUCGUAGACCCCACGGCUGACGAGGAGAGUUUAUCGACUGCACAGCUCACUGUGGUGACGGACGAGGAAGGUCAACUCUGCGCUGUUCACAAACCAGGUGGUACGUCACUGUCAGCAGAGAAGCUGCAGGAGUGCAUAACCCGAGCAACCGCACGACAAAGAGAGAUCCAAAAACUCGUCGACAAAGUCAUACAUAGUGUGAAGACAGCGCAAUAACAAGACUCAGACAACACUUUUUUUUUUUAUCUAAAAGCUGUAUUUUCCACUGUCAAUAUAUAUUCUUUUUUUUUUUAAUAACAAUAAAACUGCUGACAAAGA
Molecule: messenger RNA, 980 nt
Organism: Mugil cephalus (flathead mullet)
Lineage: Eukaryota; Metazoa; Chordata; Actinopteri; Mugiliformes; Mugilidae
Gene: exosc8
Product: exosome component 8
Exons: 11
Coding region: 45-878 (277 amino acids)
Biological process (GO): nuclear polyadenylation-dependent rRNA catabolic process; TRAMP-dependent tRNA surveillance pathway; nuclear polyadenylation-dependent mRNA catabolic process
Cellular component (GO): nuclear exosome (RNase complex); cytoplasmic exosome (RNase complex)
Source: RefSeq, a predicted model, not a curated record